Molecule: messenger RNA, 5141 nt
Organism: Orussus abietinus
Lineage: Eukaryota; Metazoa; Arthropoda; Insecta; Hymenoptera; Orussidae
Gene: Pxn
Product: peroxidasin
Exons: 7
Coding region: 301-4752 (1483 amino acids)
Biological process (GO): response to oxidative stress
Molecular function (GO): protein binding; peroxidase activity; heme binding
Source: RefSeq, a predicted model, not a curated record
CCGCUGACGAGGCCGCAGUAGCCGCGCCGCGGGACUGACGAGAGGAGCGCGGCACCCGAGUUAUCCCGCUCCGGGACACCGGAGUUAUCGCAGCUGGUCCAGUUGGCUCCCUUUGGAUAUCGGACUGGUGACCGAAUUUAGAUCUCGCGCAUGGAAACUCUACUCGGCUUCGAAGGUUCCGAAAUCCGAUGGUCACCGCCGAUAUCCAAAGGAUAACCCGCCUUAAAGGGAGUCGAUAAAGCAAUUCCCUCUUGCGAGUAACGAAAGAAGAAAAGGCCUUAAAGAAAGUAUCGUAGACCGAUGGCGACCGAAAAUACCCACAAGAUGUCCAGGAAAACCUGCCCAUGGCCCGGGCUCCUCCCGUUUCUAAUCAUAAUGCUGCUAAUUGCGAUAAUUAUGAACGCGUCCACGACUUCCGGAACUUCAACCACCAUCCGGGAUUGUCCUCGCAAGUGCAUGUGCUUCCUCAGCACAGUGAGGUGCAUGUUGCAGAAAAUCAGCAGAGUGCCUCGAGUGCCCGACAACACCACGGUCUUGGAUUUGAGGUUCAACGAUAUCGCAGAAAUACGAGUGGGAGCGUUUUACGAAUUGAAGGAUCUGCACACAUUAUUGCUGAACGACAACCACCUGAAGUAUCUGCAGGCCGAUGCGUUCAUCGGGGCUCCCAGCAUCCGUAUCCUGUAUCUUUACAAGAACCGCAUCGAGAGAAUCGCCCCAGGAGCUUUCAGGAACCUUCCGAAGCUCGAGCAACUAUAUCUGCAGAACAACCACCUGACACGGAUAGAAACGGGGACUUUCAACGACCUACCGGCCCUCGAGAGGCUUUUCUUGCAGAACAAUAAGCUCAACAGAGUGCCAGCCGAUGCUUUUCGAAACGUCGGACCCAUGACGAAGCUGAAGCUCGACAGCAAUGCCCUAGUUUGUGACUGUGAUCUCGUGUGGUUGCUGCAACGAGCCAGGACGAGGCCCUCCGAAAUGGCUGCCAUUUGCCACGAACCUACGUACAUGAAAGGGAAAUCAUUGGCAGCGAUGUCCGUCAAUGACUUUCAUUGCACCAAGCCGAAGAUCAUGGAGGGUCCAGCAGACGUGGAGGUGCACCUGGGGGAAACGGCAACCCUAUCCUGUCGCGUGGCCGGGGACCCAAAGCCGUCGAUAAAAUGGAUGCGGAACUCCGACGAGGUGCCGCUAGAUGGCGAGCACUACGUCAUGAAGGACGACGGCAGCCUGACGAUCUCCCCGAUGACGGAGAACGACGUGGGGGAAUACGAAUGCGUGGCCAGCAGCGAAAUGGGGUACACAAAGUCGAGACCAGCCCGGGCAGUCGUCACCGUCAGUCCCAACAUCCGGUUCACCGAAGUUCCCCACUCCCGGACGAUCAAGACCGGCGACGACGUAACCCUGAUCUGCAGAGCAGAGGGCACCCCAUCCCCGAGGCUCUCCUGGUGGCGAGACGGCGAACGAAUCGAAACGGGAGGCAGGACCUUCGUCGAGGACUCCGCCACCGCCCUAAGGAUCCUGGCGACAAAGGACAGCGACUCCGGGCGCUACGUUUGCCAAGCGGAGAACGAGAACGGCCUCGCGGAGGCCAGCGCUGACCUGAGGGUCCUAUCCCAGGACCCGUCUCUAGAUCCCCAGGACCUGAUCCGGUUCACCAACGUCCCUCUCUCCCAGAGCGUUCGACCCGGGGAAGACGUUACGCUGAUCUGCACCGCUGAGGGGCGUCCACCUCCCAGACUAUCCUGGUGGCGAAACGGGGAGAGGGUCCGGGAAGGCGGCAGGACCUUCGUCGAGAACUCCGGCACCUCGUUGAAGAUCCUGGCGGCGAAGGAGAGCGACUCCGCGCGCUACGUCUGCCAGGGUGAGAAUGAGAACGACAUCGCGGAAGCAGCUGCUGAUCUCAAGGUGGGAUCCGAAGGCACCAGCUCCCAGAGGGUGGUCCAGGACCCCAUCAGGUUCACCAACGUCCCUCUCUCCCAGAGCGUCCAGUCCGGGGAAGACGUGACCCUGAUCUGCACCGCUGAGGGUCUGCCACCUCCCAGGCUAUCCUGGUGGCGAAACGGGGAGAGGGUCCAGCAGGGCGGCAGGAUCUUCCUGGAGGAUGCUGGGACCACCCUGAAGAUCCUGGCGGCGAAGGAGAGCGACUCGGCGCGCUACGUCUGCCAGGCGAAGAGCGACGACGGGUUCGUCGAGGCUAGUGCCGAUCUGAGGAUCCUGAACCAGGGUACCAGCUCCCCCAGGUUGACUUACGAGCCCCAGGACAUGGAGGUGGAACCUGGGGCUUCCGUGGAAGUGCCUUGCAGGGCGGAGGGCCUUCCGAAGCCCAGUAUCUCCUGGAAGAAGGAUGGCACAGCGGUCUCUGGGAACAGGUUCAAGGUCACCCGGGGGGGCAGCUUGUUCCUCUUGAACCUCUCGGCAGCGGACUCUGGGAGGUACGAGUGCUCCGCUGUUAACGAACAUGGAAGAGCUACCUCGCAGGCGCUUAUCAGGGUCAGGCAGGGCGAGAGGACCGAUGCUCUUAUCGUCAGGGCGUUCCAGGACGCCUCGGAGAGCGUCGACAGGGCGAUUAACAAGACCCUGGUGGCGCUCUUCAGCUCCGCCGAGAGGGUGAAUCCCUUCAGGCUCACCAGGUUCCCGGACGCCGUCGGCCGAGCCGCGGCAAGGCCAGCCGAGGUCUACGAGCGCACCCUGGCGAACCUGCGUCGCCUGGUGGACUCCGGGAUCGCCGUCAACGGGUCCAACGAGUUCAGGUACGAGGACAUCCUCACCCAGGAGCAGAUCAGGGAGAUAGAGAAGCUCUCGGGGUGCACCGGGCACAGGUCUCGCAACGACUGCUCCAACGUGUGCUUCCACAAGAAGUACAGGACGAUCGACGGGACCUGCAACAACCUGGGCCACCCCACCUGGGGAGCCUCCUAUACAGGGUUCCGGAGGGUGCUGAAGCCCCUCUACGAGAACGGGUUCUCCCAGCCCAUAGGGUGGGACCGGUCGCGGCGAUACUUCGGGUUCAGGAAGCCGGCGGCUCGUCUGGUGUCCACGACGAUGAUCGCCACCCAGGAGAUCACCAGCGACGAGCAGAUCACCCAUAUGGUGAUGCAGUGGGGCCAGUUCCUGGACCAUGACCUGGACCACGCUCUGCCAUCGGUAUCCAGCGAGUCCUGGGACGGGAUAGACUGCAAGAAGUCCUGCGACAAUGCCGCCCCCUGUUUCCCCAUGGAAGUGCCCCCAGGUGACCCCAGGGUGACCAACAGACGAUGCAUCGACUUCAUCAGGACCAGCGCCGUUUGCGGCUCCGGGAUGACGAGCGUCCUCUGGGGUCUGGUCACUCCCAGGGAGCAGCUGAACCAGCUGACGAGCUACCUGGACGCCUCCCAGGUGUACGGCUACGACGACGAGCUGGCCAGGCGAUUGAGGGACCUCGCGUCGAGUCGCGGCCUCCUCAGGGUGGGUCCCACGUUCCCAGGACGCAAACCGCUGCUGCCCUUCGCCUCCGGGGAGUUCGUUGAUUGCAGGAGGGAUCCGCUGGAGAGCUCUGUCAGCUGCUUCGUGGCCGGGGACAUCAGAGCCAACGAGCAGGUCGGCCUCCUGGCGAUGCACACCCUCUUCCUCAGGGAGCACAACCGGCUCGCGGAGAGGCUCUUCGAGGUCAAUCCCCACUGGGAUGGGGAAACAUUGUACCAGGAGGCACGGCGCAUCGUCGGCGCGCAGAUGCAGCACGUCACUUUCCGGCAUUGGAUGCCGAGGGUCUUCGGGGAGGAGGUCGAGGAUCUCCUGGGACCGUACUCCGGGUACGACCCGGACCUGGACGCCUCCAUCUCGAACGUCUUCGCCACGGCUGCCUUGAGGUUUGGACAUUCCCUGAUCCAACCUGAGUUGCAGCGACUCGACUGGUCCUUCCAGAGCAUUCGCCAGGGUCCUCUUCGGCUGCGAGAUGCCUUCUUCUCGCCCUGGAGACUGGUCGACGAAGGUGGAGUGGACCCUCUCCUCCGGGGGAUGUUCGCCACCCCGGCGAAGCUUAAACUACCGGAGCAGAACCUCAACACGGAGCUGACGGAGCAGCUCUUCAGGAUCGCCCACGCCGUCGCCUUGGACCUGGCCGCCAUGAACAUCCAGCGAGGAAGGGACCACGGCAUCCCCGGGUACCUGGACUGGAGGGAGCACUGCAACAUGUCCAGGGUGGAAACCUUCGAGGACCUCCGCUGGGAGAUCACCAGCCCCAAGGUCAGGCAGAAGCUGAAGGAGCUCUACGGCCACCCUGGGAACGUCGACGUCUGGGUUGGCGGCAUCCUGGAGGACCAGUUACCCGGGGCCAAGGUCGGGCCCCUCUUCAAAUGUCUUCUCCUGGAGCAGUUCCGCAGACUCAGGGACGGGGACAGGUUCUGGUACGAGGGCGAGGCCGGCUUCAAGGACGAGCAGCUCCAGGAGAUCCGGAAGACCAGCUUGGCUCGACUACUCUGUGAUAACGGUGAUAACAUCACCCGGGUCCAGCCAGACGUCUUCGUCAUGCCUGGAGAGGGUGGUGGAUUCGUCUCUUGCGAAGACAUCCCGAAGAUGGACCUCAGGGUGUGGGCAGAUUGCUGCGAGAGCUGUCCUCUGCGCAGCAACGGCAUCUCCAGGUCCAGGAGGAGUGUCGAGUACUCCCAGGAAGAAAAUUGUGGCAACCUGACCCUGACCAUCGCCGAGAUGCAGGGGAAACUAGAAGAGCUCAGGAAGAUCGUUAACAAGAUGCUGAGAUCGAGUGAAAAGUUGCUGUAAACCGAGUGCGCAGAAAACUGUUAUUAACAAUUGACUGAUUUGACUGAUCGGAUGCUUCUUUCGCAUCGCCUUAAGAUACAGUGAGUAAAUAAAGUACGUCGAGUAACCUGGAGUAAAAACAUGGAAACACGCCUUGAGCAUUUCUCCGCAUUUAAACAAAGAAGCAUUUACUAACGCUGUGUUUAUAAACAUUUGCAGGAGAGGGAGUGCAAAUAACUCGAACGUCCCUUUCCUGCACUAACUUUGUACGGUCCAAUUUAUGUACAUAUUAAUUACCACUGCGUAUGCGUAUAGGUAUAUAAAUACAAACUCUGAUUUGCUAGAAUUAUUCUCACUAUUGUAUAAUUGUAUUUGUAUUUCUCUUGGUAAAUAAAUUUUCUAUCCAACUA